Molecule: messenger RNA, 1014 nt
Organism: Colletotrichum truncatum
Lineage: Eukaryota; Fungi; Ascomycota; Sordariomycetes; Glomerellales; Glomerellaceae
Product: thioesterase family protein
Source: RefSeq, a predicted model, not a curated record
AUGUUACCCAGAACAGGUGCGCGCCGUCUCCUGCAGGAGCUCUCGUCCUCCUCCCCGAGCGCGGCGUCGCUCCGAACCCGCGCUCUCCGUCCCUUUACCGCAACAGCGCACCCCUUCCUCCAGAACCGACCCCCGAUCAACAUACCACAGUCACAACAAGCAGCCGCCUCGGCAGCCCUCCAAAACCUCUCCCACCUCACGCCCGCCCAAAUAACAGCCCUCCUCUCCUCGCAACCCCCUCGCUCGCGCCGCUCCGUCAUCCUCCGCCGCUUCGCCUGGGCCAUUUUCUUCUUCGCCCUAGGCUACAAGCUAACCGACGACCAAAUCGCAUCCUUCCGCUUCGCCACGCCCUUCCUCUACCCGCCGGUCGAGUACGAACCAGAAGAGAUCCCGCAGUACCGCUCGCAUGCGACCACGCAGGCCUUCCAGGAGUACCCGGUGCUCAACGCCAUGGUCCCCGCCGUCUCGAUAUCGGACGGCAAAGUGAGCGUGCGGCCGACGGACUGGGAACACUGGGAACCCUACGAGAGCCUCCCCGCGGACGUCAAGGCGCACCACCUCUGCGCGGGCGCCUUGAACAACCCGAACGCUCUGGGCCUGGUCAACGUCGUUUUCCGGCACAAGCUCACCGGCGAGCUCAUCCUCGCCAUCGUCUUCGGCCAGAGCACGAGCGGCUGGCCCAGCGUCGUCCACGGCGGCAUGCUGAGCACAAUCAUGGACGAGGCCCUGGGCCGUCUCGCCGCCCUGAAUUUCACCGCCGGCACCGCCGUCACGGCCAAGCUGAGCAUGGACUUCAAGGAGCCCGUCACCCCGGGCGUCCUGUAUCUCGUCCGCGUCCACAAGGCCCUUCCCGAGCUACAGAGGGAACACCCCGGCGCCGAGGAUAAGACGGACCGCAAGCUGUGGAUCGUCGGCCGCAUGGAGGGGCCUGAAGGGGAGACCGCCGUCGAGGCCAGGGGUCUGUUUGUCGUGCCCAAGGGUGUUGAUGUCAAACCCCUUGGCAAGCAUUUCUAG